AUGGGCUGUACUUAGAGAAAACUCAAAAUAUAUUAAAUGAACAUUUCUGUAUAUUCUAUUAGAUAACUUAAUUAGGAAAUAGAUUUGAUAGAACCAAAGAGAGAUACAUUUCUUACUCAUAGUUUUACUCAAUUAAAACUCAUCAUUGAUUCAAGAUAUAAAGUAGAUAAGGACACAAAGGAAAAUCCGUUCCAGGCUAAAGAUGAUAAGCAAACUGCAUAGGGUGCAUCUCCUGAUAAGUAACCUUUCAAAUGGGCAAUACUCGCCAAGAAUUAGAUUUGCAAUCAGUAUUUUAUGUAGUGGCAUAUCUUUGAAAGAGAUUCCUAGAAAACUGCUGACAUUUUUACCCAGCAUUUCAAGAUCACCAUUUAACUCAUUAAGUAGUAUCCCUUGCUUUAAGAUUUUUUUAAGGAUGUACUCUAUGCAGCCUUAACCUAUGUUGUAAUGAAUAAACUACCAUUAUACAAAGAAAAGAAUGAGGAAUUAGAGCUAUAUGAUUUAUUGAAGGGGCAAAUAGUAUUUACCCAUUUAGCCAACUUAAGAGAUUCUCUCAAAUAUUUUUUUACUAAUUUUCAAAGUGAGAUACUUUUUGUAAAAAAUGAAAUCAAUUCCCCAGAUAAUCCAAGAGUACUGAUGAUUUUUAACUAUCAAUCUAAAUCUAGUGGUAAAAAAUUUUAUGCCUAAAUUAUACUUAAAAUAUCUAGAGUUGGAUUUCAAGAUUAAUUUAUUGAUUUCCUCGAGGACCUAGAUAGUGCAGAGUCAUUGGAAGAGUUAAGAGAUAUUCUAUUCACAAUUAAUAAUCCAAAUUAGUAGGAUAUAAAAAUAUUAGAGCAGGCCACAGAUUUAUAUAUUGGCCGAGUUAAUUAGUUUAAACUAAAACAUGGCUUUGGUACAUUAUAUACAAAAGCAGGAGAUAAAUUAUUUGGCUAUUGGUUCAAUAAUAGGUUAUACAAGGGUAUUAGUACAUUAAAGGAAGGCAUGAAAAUUGUGGGAACUUUUCCCUCAGGAAAUCUUAGCGAUAUAUAUGAUCCGAAUUCAAAGGCUAGCAUAAAAUGGGAUAAAGAGGGCUAAGUUUUUGAAAAAAUUAUUGACAAAAAUGAUUGCGGAACGUGCAGAGAUUAUUUUAAAAAUGGAUCUUAUUAUGAAGGAUAGUUUAGAAAAGGUUAAAGAUUUGGAAAGGGUAAAUUAGUAUUUCAUGGGGAAAUUUAUGACGGAUUUUUUAAGGAUGAUUAAAGAAAUGGUUUUGGUUAAUUGACCUUAAAAAAUGGAGCUGAAUUUGAAGGAGAAUGGGUAAAAGGUCUUAAAAACGGAAAGGGUGUUAUUACCCUGCCUUAAGGAGAUAAGUUUGAGGGUUAAUUUAAAAAUGGUAAGGGAUUUCAGGAAGGAAAAUGGAAAAAAUCUAGCGGAGAAAUUAUAGAUAUUACCUACGAAGAAUUUCUCAAAUAAAACAAUUUAAUUAUAUGA
Messenger RNA from Stylonychia lemnae, 1464 nucleotides. The record is from the annotation of a GenBank genome assembly. Lineage: Eukaryota; Ciliophora; Spirotrichea; Sporadotrichida; Oxytrichidae.